Messenger RNA from Stomoxys calcitrans (stable fly), 1336 nucleotides. RefSeq lists its product as uncharacterized. NCBI's taxonomy places the organism in Eukaryota, Metazoa, Arthropoda, Insecta, Diptera, Muscidae. The record is from RefSeq and is a predicted model, not a curated record. Bases 230 to 1336 code for a protein of 368 amino acids. The transcript is spliced from 2 exons.
AAACAUGAAUACGAACGCAUUUUCCCCAACGACAUUGAAGUGAUUGCACAUCACGAGGAAAUUGUUUUCCAUAGCUAACGAGUCUCGAGUGUACGUAGUUUCGUCUAACGCUUAGAUUUUAUUCCUGGCCUUCAUUUGGCAUUGACAUCAAGCCUCAAAGAGAAAGAGUUCGCGCACGCGCCUUCCAUUUCUAGACCAAAGUGUUCUUUCAUUAAAUUAUGAUAUUAAGAUGAAUAGUUUCGUGAGUGGUUUCAUUGUGAUUUGUGUUCUAAUUGUCGGAUGUACUAAUCCCAGUCUCAGUGAGAAGGAUGGAAGUGUCAUACAGUCGCAGCCACAGUCAGUACAAAGACAGACGGCACACAACAAGGAGCAUCAGUUGGGGCUAGCCUUAAGUGAUAAAGAAACAAAACUAGAUGACAAUGAGAGACGAGCCAAAGGACGCAGCUUGGAUGUGGACUCCAAGGAGGACAGGAAAUCGAAACCUUUGCGAAGCAUUUUUUUGGGUAUUUAUAAGAACUAUAAGAGCACCUAUUUGGGCAAUAAAACCUUGACAGAGUACAAACAGAGCCUGAGAGAAACUAUGAAAAAUAAACAACAAAAACUAAAGGAAAAUGAAUCAAUACGUGAAGAAGGAGAUGAGCUGCCAGAGGAGGAGGACGAACAAUAUGAGGGUGAGCAGCCCUUGCCUACACUGGCGAAUGAUGUGCAAGAAGCCGAUGAAGCAGUGGUAACAGAUUAUCCCGACCAUGCUCAUGAAGACUCCGAAGCAUUCACCAUCACUUCUAUCCCUACAAUUGAGAGAGAUGCUGCCACCGAGCUGCCUAGCAAACGGAAGCGAAAACCUAAUAAUUCUGCUUCAGAAAAAGGUUCCCACCCCAGGGAGCAGUACAAUCUGGGACCUGCCCUCAAUAUGUCAUUGGAUUUGGAUAAUAGCAUAGUAAAAGUCAAUUUGGAUGGUGAAAGUCUAAAAGAGCUGGUAACAGGUCGCUGGCUAAGUGACACCAGUGAGGAAGGUCGUGGCAAGAAGUACGAAAUGGUUACCCGCAUCUUGCCUCUGUUCAUUUUGCCUUUCCUCAUACAGUCGGCAAUUGUUCCAUUUCUGGUAACCAAGUUGAAAUUGCUGCUGAUGAAGUCGAUGUUGGUAGGCAAAUUGGCCAUAUUCUUGCUGAUUAUCUCGGCCUUUAGGAAUAGCAACAAACCCAUGCAGACGUAUGAGGUGGCUCCCUCAUAUUGGGCUGGUGAGCCCAGUCGUAGAUCGGAAAUUGCGGCAGCGGCUUCAAAUUUGGCAUAUAAUGGUUAUCGGGUGGAGGGCAAACCAGCGGCUUGGGUUAAUUGA